AUGGCCCCAGAACCCAUUGCCGUAAUCGGCAGUGCCUGCCGCUUCCCAGGCGACCUGAAUACCCCCUCCAAGCUAUGGAACUUUCUCUCCAAACCCCAUGAUCUCCAGUCCCAAGUCCCAAAAGACCGCUUCAAUGUUGACGCCUUCCACCACCCCGACGGCAGUCAUCAUGGGCGUACCAACGCACGGCACGGCUACUUUCUCUCGGACAUAAAGACCUUUGACGCGCACUUCUUCAAUGUCCAAGCUGGCGAGGCCGAGAGCAUGGACCCGCAGCAGCGCCAGCUGCUGGAGGCUACAUAUGAUGCGCUGUGCUCUGCCGGACAAACUCUUGCCGAGUUGAAAGGGUCCGAUACGGCCGUCUACGUUGGCAUCAUGACUCAUGAUUUCGAGUUGACCAAGGUUGGGGACUUGGAUGCGAUUCCGACGUAUCUGGCGACGGGGGCGGCCACGAGUAUUGCGAGUAACCGAUUGAGUUAUUUUUUCGAUUGGCAUGGGCCGAGCAUGACGAUCGAUACGGCGUGCAGCUCGUCACUUGUGGCAGUCCAUCAUGCCGUGCAGCAGCUGCGCAGCGGUACGAGCAAGAUUGCUAUUGCAGCGGGUGCGAAUCUAAUGCUAUCGCCUUUAAACUUCAUUACGGAAAGCAAGCUGUCCAUGCUCUCGCCGACGGGCCGGUCGCGCAUGUGGGAUGCUGCGGCGGACGGAUAUGCACGAGGGGAGGGCAUAGCAUGCGUCGUCCUCAAAACCCUCUCGCAGGCCCUCGCCGACGGCGACACAAUUGACUGCUUGAUCCGUGAGACAGGUGUCGGUCAGGACGGCAGGACCACGGGAAUCACCAUGCCGAGCAACGUUGCGCAGGCGGCGCUCAUCCGCGCUACAUACGCCCGAGCCGGGCUGGACCUGAGUAGGCACGAGGGGCGGCCGCAGUUCUUCGAGGCGCAUGGGACCGGAACACCGGCUGGCGACCCUCAAGAGGCCGAGGCCAUAUCGACCGCUUUCUUCUCUGAUGGGACGGAGGACAUGCAGGACCUGUAUGUGGGGUCCAUCAAGACGGUGGUCGGCCACACGGAGGGCACGGCUGGUAUUGCAGGCCUGCUCAAAUGCAGUCUGGCUGUGCAGAAUGGUAUCGUGCCGCCGAACAUGCUGCUGGAGAAGCUCAACCCGCGCGUUGAGCCCUUUUGCGAGCAUCUGCGUGUGCCUAAGGAGGCGACGCCGUGGCCAGCUGUUGCAGAGGGACAGCCGCGGAGGGCUAGUGUCAACUCUUUCGGCUUCGGAGGCACAAACGCCCACGCCAUCAUCGAGGAGUAUGUUCCCGCCGCAUCCUCAACUUCCGCUUGUCCCAGCUCAACCAACGUCCUGCCGCUGGUGUUCUCAGCCCGGACGAAACGCUCCAUCAAAGCAAACAUGGAGAGCAUCCUAUCCCUCAUCAAGACAACCCCAGACAUCAACAUGACAGACCUGGCAUGGACGCUUCUACAGAAACGCUCCGUCCUCCCCGUGCGCCAUGCCAUGGCGGCCAGCAGCGUCGAGUCGCUCUGCAAGGCUCUGGAAGCCGCCGUCAAAGACGACGUGGGUCUGGAAUACACACCCAAAACCACCGAAGCCGGCCGCAUCCUCGGCAUUUUUACCGGCCAGGGCGCACAGUGGCCCGCGAUGAUGAAGCAGCUGGUCCUGCACCUUCCGUUCGUGGCGGCCGUUAUUGAUGAGCUGGACGCGGCGCUGCAAACUCUCCCCGAGCAGUACAGGCCCAGCUGGACGCUCAAGGAGCAGCUGCUUCUGGAAGGCGACGCGUCCAAUGUACGCUUGGCCGCAUACUCGCAGCCCCUCUGCGCAGCAGUCCAGAUCGUUCUGGUCAGGUUGCUGUCUGCGGCUGGUGUUGUCUUUGAAGUCAUCGUCGGCCACAGCUCCGGCGAGAUAGGCUGCGCAUACGCGGCGGGGUUCAUCAGCGCCGGCCAGGCUAUUCGUAUUGCUUACCUGCGCGGUUUUACGUCGCACCAUGCUUCCUCUCCCACCGGGCAGGUGGGUGGAAUGUUGGCAGUGGGCGCAUCCCUCGAGGAUGCGCGGGAACUAGUCGAGCUGGAGGCAUUCGCAGGCCGUGUGUGCAUCGCGGCGUGUAACUCGCCCGACAGCGUUACCCUCUCUGGUGAUAUGGACGCCCUGGAAGAGAUUGCAGAAAUCCUCCAGGACGAGUCCAAAUUCGCGCGUCUGCUCCGCGUCGACAAGGCAUACCACUCCAACCACAUGCUCCCCUGCUCGGAACCAUACAUGACCGCCCUCGCCGACUGCGGUUGUGCGGUAGCCGACGGGACCGGCACGGGCGCCAAGUGGUACUCCUCCGUGCGUGAAGGGAACAUCAUGACGAGGGCUGAUGUUACGCCGCAGUACUGGCGGGAUAACCUCGUCUCGCCCGUUCUCUUUCGCCACGCGCUGGAGCAGGCCGGGUUGGAGAAUACGCUAGAUGCUGCCGUGGAGGUCGGCCCGCACCCAACACUCCAAGGACCCGCGACAAACACGCUGGCCACUGUAAUGACGGACCCGAUCCCGUAUACCGGGUGUCUGCAGCGCGGCGGGGAUGACGUGGCUGCGUUCGCCACGGGUCUAGGGUACAUCUGGGAGCGGCUCGGCGCGCUCAACGCCGUCAACGGGACCACGUUGGUGGCGGCAAUGCAACCCACCCCGCCAGUCGACAUCUCGAAGCGUCUUCCGCCCUACGCUUGGGACCACUCGCGCGUCUACUGGUCCGAGUCCCGCGCUACCAAGGCGGCGCUGCACGGCCCGCGCCCGCAUCUCAUGCUCGGCACGGCGCUGCCCAGCAGCACGGCCACCACCCUUCAGUGGCGGAACUUCAUCCGGCCAAGAGACCACGAGUGGAUGCAGGGCCAUGAGCUCCAGGGCCAGGCGGUGCUCCCCGCUGCAGGGUACGUGGUCAUGGCGAUGGAGGCGGCAUUAUACAUUGCCGCGGGGAAGGGUGUACGGGUAGGGCUGUUGGAGAUGCUGGACCUGAGCAUUGAUAAGGCGGUCACGUUCGAUGACGCGGACAGUAUGGCGGAACUGACGCUUACUGCGAGCGUCACAUAUUCCGAUGAUGCGCAGAUCGACCUGGAGUUCGGGAUUGCCUCUUGCCUUUCCCGCGAGUCGACACUGUCUCUGUCUGCCCACGGCCGGAUUGUCGUAACCCUUGGAGAGCCCGUGUCGCUCCCUAGCCCAGGCCCGGCACCGCCGCACGCUAACCCGGUCGACAUUAGGUUGUUCUACAGAGAACUCGAUAACAUCGGCUAUGACUACAGCAACAACUAUCGCUGCGUGUACAGUAUGUUGCGGAGCACAUCGCGAGCCUCUGGCCACAUGGCACACCCGCGGCUGGUCGAUGGUGCCAACCCCAUUGUUCUGCACCCCGCCAAUCUCGACCUGGCCUUCCAGACCGUCAUGGGUGCGUACUCCUCCCCCGGCGAUAAGCGGCUGCGUUCGCUGUACGUCCCGACGCGCGUGGGGCGGAUCGCACUUGUGCCGGCUGUGUGCGCGAGCACGCUGGACUCGCUGGAAGGGGUGCGGUACAACUCUGUCAACACUCAUGAUGGCGGCGACUACCUCUCUGGUGACAUGGAAGUAUUCGACAAGGAGACCAAUGCGGUUCUGUACAGCGUUGAAAACAUGCACCUCGUGCCGCUGACUCCGCCGUCUGCAAUUGAAGACCACAGGCCGUUUACUAAGACCGUAUGGGGCCCGCUGAAUCCCGACAAGGUUCUCGAUAUUGAACGGCUGUGGGCCACGGAGCAGGACAAGGAGGUCAUUCCGAUUAUCGAGCGGGCGGUGUACUACUUUGUCCGCAAGUUUUUGGCGGAACUGACAGAAGAAGAUAGGAAGAAGGCGAGUGUGGGCAAUCAGCGGUAUAUCUACUGGCAUGAGCAUGUUCUCAAGCUUGCCAGGGACGGAAAGCAUUUGUUCUACAAGCCCGAGUGGGAGGAGGAUACGGAGCAAAGCAUCGACAAGCUCCUGCAAGAGAACUGGUACCACCCUCACCUGCGGCUGGCCAAGCUGGUCAGCGACAACAGCCUGUCAACAAUCCGCGAGAACAAGAACCCGUUUAUCUGGAUGAACGAGAACGGGCUUUUGACAGAGUUCUACACGAGCUAUUUGACCAGCGGGCCGACGUGGGAGUACGGACAGCACUUGGUCGGCCAGAUUGCGCACCGGUUCCAGAACAUGGACAUCCUGGAAAUCGGUAUUUCACCACGAUUAACUGGGGCCUCCAUCCUCGCGAUCCCGGAGCUCGGCUUCAACAGUUACACCUUCACGGACAUCUCCGCCGCGUUCUUCGAGAAAGCAAAGGAGAAAUUCUCCCCCUUCCUCGAACGCAUGGACUUCCGCAAGCUAGACAUCACUAAAUCGCCCGCAGAGCAGGGCUUCAAGACCCACGCGUACGACAUGAUCAUCGCCAGCUCCGUGCUGCACGCUACGCCUAACCUGACCGAGACCAUGGCGAACGCCCGCACCCUGUUGAAGCCCGGAGGGCAUGUGGUUAUUUGCGAAGCCACAAACAAGCAUCAUAUGCGUGUCGGGUACCUGUUUGGAUUGUUUGCAGACUGGUGGGCGGGCGUCGAUGAGGGCCGCACGUUGGACCCAUUUGCUACCCGCGAGGAGUGGGAUGCCAUUUUCAAGAAAACUGGCUUUUCAGGGAUCGACAGCGUCACAACUGACCGCGAAAGUCACCUCUUCCCCAACACCCUCCUCAGCACACAUGCUAUCACGCCCGAGCAGCUCCGCCUCGACGAGCCCCUUUCCGCCCCGCCCAAGCCGCAACACCCACAGCUUGUCAUCGUGGGUAGUGGCGCGGCCCUCGCACCCAUCAUGAGGACAAUACGCGAGCUGCUGCCGAGCCGCGACCCGCUUGUCGUGCCUAGCUUGGUCGAGUUGGCGGCUGCGGAUUUGCAGCCGAAGGCGACGUACGUGGUCCUCUCGGAGGUUGACAGCCCCAUUUUUGACGAGUUCACGGAGGAGAAGCUCGCCGCCGUGAAGAGGUUGUUCUUCGGCUCGAAUGCGGGCGGGGUGCUUUGGCUGACGGAAGACGCCUGGGUCUCUAACCCGCGCCAGGCGAUGGGAAUCGGCAUGUUAAGGUCUGUCCGCUUGGAGAACCCUGACGUUGCGUUCCAGUGUCUUGACGUGGACCGGCUCGAGGACCUGAACGCCAGAUUUCUGGUCGAGCAGAUCCUGCGCCUGGAGGAGGGUAUCCCGGAGAAUACCGUCUGGACGCUUGAGCCGGAGAUCUGCGUCGUGGACGGCCGGCCGCACGUGCCGCGCAUCAAGCAGGAUACCGCGCGGAAUCACCGGCUCAACUCUGUCCGCCGCCCGAUCCUGGAAGAGGUCGACAUCGGCACUGUCCCCGUGGUGCUGCAGAACACGCCACCCCCAGUCCUGGUCACUGGUCGGAUCUCCCGACCCCUGGGUUCACCACCCGACGCAGCCAGCCAGACAGUCCACGUGCACCACGCCACCGUCAAGGCUAUCCGCGUUCAUGGGCUGGGGUACUUCCACAUCGUCACCGGCACUACGGUGGAUGGCGCUGUGCUGGCCUUGGCGAAGGUCAACGCAUCUAUUGUCACUGUGCCGGUCAAGCAUACUUUCCCUGUAGAGAAUACCUCCGCAAACACCCUCUUAUCGUCUGUUGCAAACCUGGUCGCGCAGGGAGUAGUUGAUACGCCGCCGGGCUCGUCGGCACUGGUGUACUCCCCGCCGAGGUUCUGCGUGGAUGCGAUUAAGCAAGUCGCCGUGGCCAGAAGUGUCUCUGUGCACAUUGCUUCCGUGGAUGAGUCGGUUUCCCAGGGCAUCGUCCUCCAUCCCCGCGAUACAGAUAGGGCGAUAAAGCAGAAGAUUCCGAGUGGUAUUGCUGUCCUGUACGAUCUGUCCUCCGACAAGCAUGCCACGUCUCUCGGCCCACGACUCGCCUGCGUGACUGGCUGUGCUGCAAGGAAUUCAAGCUACAUCUUCCGCUCCAAAGCAGCGGCUUUUGCUUACUCAGACGCGCUGGAAGCAAGCCAACUGCAGCUCGUUGCCGAAUCUAUAUCCACCCCGACUUUGAAUAUAGAUAUCAUCGCAUCCUGCCCCAUCACCAAGCCCGCCGACGCGCAGGACGCCCUCGACGCGAUAGUCGACUGGAAGGCCGAGACCAAGGUCCCCGCACGCGUCAGCCCCGUGGACGCCGGCACGCUCUUCGUCAAUAACAAAACGUACCUCCUCGUCGGGCUUUCGCAGUCCAUGGGACGCUCGAUUGCGGCGUGGAUCAUCAAGCAUGGCGGACGACAUGUUGUGCUAUCCAGCCGGAAUCCUGAGACGCCCGAGACCAAGUGGCUUGAGGAUAUGGAGAGGUUGGGCGGGAAGAUUACCGUGCUCGCCAUGGAUGCAUCCAGCGCACAGUCUGUCGACGCCGGUCUCAGCACCCUCUGCGACGUACACAACUUGCCGCCAGUGGGCGGUCUGGCGUACGGCCCGCUGGUGCUCAAAGACGCGCUGCUGAAUAACAUGGACCUGGCGACGAUGGACAUGGUGCUCAACUCCAAGGUCCCCGGGGCCAAGAUCUUCCACGACCGGUUCUGCGAUCCGGAGAAGGACCCGCUUGAUUUCUUUGUCAUGUUCUCGAGUGCCGCACUGUUUGGUGGUAAUCCAGGCCAGACGAACUACACUGCUGCGAACGCGUAUUUGCAGGCGCUUGGGCAAUACAGACGCAGCAAGGGUCUCGCUGCCUCCACGAUCCACAUCGGCGCCGUGAUGGGCAUCGGCUAUCUAACCCGCAACAGUCGCGAAGCGGAAUUUCAAGAGAAAUCCGACGUCGACACGCUUGGCGAAGCCGAGUUCCUGACUCUGUUCGCCGAGGCAGUUGUAUCCGGCCGCCGGGUCAACGGCGUCGACAGCGUAUACGCCAAGAGGGUCAUCGACAUGUCAGAGACGGAGAUUGGCAGCGGCAUUCCCGCCCUGGAGUCGCGGCACAAGGAGACUAUCAAGUUCUACCAUGAUCCGAGAUUCGGGAACCUGAAGACGCCGGAAAACAGGAGCGAUGCCGCUGCUGCGGGCGACGGCAAGAUGAGUGUUAAGGAGAUGCUGGCAAUGGCGACGACAAUGGAGCAGGUUCGGGCGGCUAUUAUUGAGGGUCUUUCCGACAAGAUGCGAGGCGUGCUUCACAUCCCGCCGGAAGAGAGCGUCAACGCGGCUGCUCCUCUCCUGGACCAGGGCAUCGACUCGCUCGGUGCCAUCACCGUCGCCUCAUGGUUCUCGAAACAACUCCUUGUUGACAUCCCUAUCCUGCGCGUCCUAUCAGGCGCGUCCAUAGAUGACCUAGCAGCAGAAGGCGCCUCCCGCCUGCCCCCCGCCGCCAUCCCUCUUGUCGCCGACGCACAAGUUGCCGCAGCAGGCUCACAUGACUCUUCCACCGUGUCAUCCUUUGACGACGGCGCCUCAACCCUGCUGUCCACCCCCGACGAAGCCGGAGUCCCCUUCGAGGGCGUGGUCAGAAAGGCCCCCAUGUCGCUGACCCAGGAAUACUCCUUCACGCGGCAGGCCUCUCUCCCGGAUGUUACAAUUUCUCACAACACCAUCGGAGUGAUCAUGGAAGGCAGUCUAAGCACCGAAAAGCUCGCCCAGGCCGUAACAGCAGCCGCCACACGUCACGAUACCUUCCGCACGGCCUUCCGGCCCUCGGAGUCGUCCCCUACACCGCUGCUGCACGUCCUCUCUGCCCCGACCUGGGGCCUGCACGCCGUCUCCGUAGCAUCACGCGACGAGGCAGAGGCCGAGCUGGCCAAGCUGCAGAAGGAGCCCUACGAUCUGGAGAGCGGCGAAACCUUCAAGACCGCCCUCUUCACCUGGUCGCCCACAUCCCACCUCCUUGUGCUCGCCUACCACCGCCUGGCUGGCGACGGCUCCACUACCGAAAACCUCGUCGCAGAGCUCUCGCAGCUCUACACCGACGCUGUCCUACCUCCUGCACCGCAGUACACCGACUUCGCGGUCAAGCAACGCAACCUCCUUUCCUCGGGGGGUAUGGACGCGUCUAUCGCGUACUGGACCGGUCUCUACACACCUGUCCCCGCCCCGCUUCCCCUUCUCCCCCUCCCCGGCGCGAAGAGCGCCCGUGGACCUGUGAGCUGGGACCAGCACACGGCCAUGUCCCGCUUGUCUGCUGUGCUUGCCUUUAGGCUCAAAGAGCGUACAAAGAAACUCCGCACUACGCCCAUGACCUUCUAUCUUGCUGCGUACGCUGCGCUUCUUUCAGACCUUUCCAAGCAGGAGCAGGUGUCCAUUGGUUUGGCAGACACUAACCGCUCGUCUGUGGCUGACCUGUCCACCAUGGGGUACUUUGCAAACCUGCUGCCCUUGCGCCUCACCUCCUCCGGCACCUUCACGGCCACAAUCGAAUCCGCCAAGGAGGCGGUGCGGCAGGCCUUGUCACACUCCGUCGUCCCACACGACUUGAUCUCCUCUCGUCUGGGGCUCGAUAACGUCUCGCCGCAGGAGAUGACGCACGCGCCACUCUUCCAGGCCGUCUUCGAUUACCGCCAGGGGGCCACAGAGUCCGGCACCAUCGGGGGUGCGAGCAUCGUUGAGGUGCUGGCAAGCCGCGAAUGUACGCCGUAUGACGUUGUGUUGGAGAUGAGUGAUGAUCCUACCAAGGAUCCUCUUGUUACCGUUAAAUUGCAAAGCAGCGUGUAUGGGGAGGGUGAUGCCAAUGUGUUUCUUGGCAGGUAUAUUGAGUUAUUGACAGCCUUGUGCAAGGGGGAGGCCGUGUAA
Messenger RNA from Colletotrichum graminicola M1.001, 8778 nucleotides. RefSeq names its product beta-ketoacyl synthase domain-containing protein. The transcript has 12 exons. Gene Ontology annotation, biological process: fatty acid biosynthetic process; secondary metabolite biosynthetic process. Lineage: Eukaryota; Fungi; Ascomycota; Sordariomycetes; Glomerellales; Glomerellaceae. The record is from RefSeq and is a predicted model, not a curated record. Gene Ontology annotation, molecular function: phosphopantetheine binding; fatty acid synthase activity; 3-oxoacyl-[acyl-carrier-protein] synthase activity. The coding region runs from base 1 to 8778 and encodes 2925 amino acids.